This is a messenger RNA of Hyalella azteca, 2954 nucleotides long. It is a transcript of the gene Upf3, whose product is annotated as regulator of nonsense transcripts 3B. Gene Ontology annotation, molecular function: mRNA binding. Gene Ontology annotation, cellular component: cytoplasm; nucleolus. NCBI's taxonomy places the organism in Eukaryota, Metazoa, Arthropoda, Malacostraca, Amphipoda, Hyalellidae. The transcript is spliced from 6 exons. The coding region runs from base 70 to 2319 and encodes 749 amino acids. Gene Ontology annotation, biological process: nuclear-transcribed mRNA catabolic process, nonsense-mediated decay; positive regulation of translation. The record is from RefSeq and is a predicted model, not a curated record.
GAAGUAGACUAGAUUACCUCAUGCUGCCUGCUUGUCCAUAACUUGAGUGUUGUGGCCCGACCAAAUUUAAUGUUCAUUUUUUUUUUUCAGGUGGUUGUCCGGCACCUACCAAGCUGCCUGACCAAGGAAGAGUUCUUAGAGGUGGUGCAGCCGCUGCCUGAACAUAACUGGCUUGCCUUCUACCCUGCCAACACAGACUAUGGAGCACUUGGUUUCAGCCGAGCGUAUAUCAACUUCAAAAACCCUUUGGACAUUUAUAAAUUCAGAGACCAGUUUGAUGGCUAUGUCUUUGUUGAUGGCAAAGGUAAUGAAUCGUCAGCCAUAGUGGAGUAUGCACCCUUCCAGAAACUGUCAUGGCGAGAUGUCAGCCCCAAACGUCAGGAUCCUCGCAUGGGGUCCAUCUUUACUGACCCUGACUACCUAAAUUUCAUUCACAUCCUCAGCAACCCUGAGAAUGUAACCCUACCUGGCACAGAAAAAAUGCUCGAGGACAUGGAGGUGUCUGCAGGCACGGACGAAAGCGCCACGACGCCGUUGGUGCUUUACAUCGCAGAGCGCAGAUCAGAGUUCCUGCAGCAGCUGCCGCAUCGCCCCCAGUACGAGCACCUGAGCAGCCGGCAGCUCGAGCGUCUCGUCAGGAAGGAGGCGGCCAAAUACAAGCGCUUGGAGAGGAAGAAGCUCAAGCAUGAAGAGCGAUAUGCUAGGAAGGCCGCCAAGAGGGCAGCCAUUGACGAACAGAUGGAGAACUCCGAGGAUUAUGGCCAGACGCCCGUCAAGGACGUGGGUAAAGCAGAGCGCUGGUCCGCCCCCAUACGUGCCAAGAAGGAGAAGCGCACGCCCCACAAGCCUUCUGCUGGAGAGACCCAGUGGUCCAGGAAAUCCGAGGCUGAGAGCCGCCCUAAAGAAAAAAGGACCAUUAUCGUGGAGCGCUCUAAGAUCAGCGUCCUCAAGAGGAAGACCGAAACUCCUAGAGAAAACCUCAAACUUCCUAAAGAGGACAAUGAACUUCUUAGAGAAGAUCCUGAACCUCCUAUAGAAGACCCUGAAGUUUCUAGUGAAUAUCUCGAAGUUUCUAAAGAAGACCCUGAAGUUUAUAGAGAAGAUCUUGAAACUCGUGACAGAACUCAUGAACUAAAAGAAGACAAAGUCCAAAAAGAAGUGCAAGUCCAAGAACAAUUUGAGGUCCAUAAUAAUCAGUUCUGUGCUGAAGAUGAAGAGAGAGGAAGGAAUAUUGAAACAGGCAACUCAAGUGUCGACCUACAAUAUCAUGCUUCUUCUGCAGACCUUCAGUCGUCUGGUCAGCAAUCAUCGAGAGAUUCUUACAGUGAAAAGGAAGACGAGAAAUCGCCAGGCUCUCCAAGUAAAUUCAGUGGAACUGAGAUUUUUCCCAAAAGUGAAUCUUGUUCAGAUCCUACCGUUAAACACUCUGAUCAGUCUACUGAUAUCACAUAUAAAGAUAAUCUACAGAGAUCAGAGAACGGCGGAGAAAAUACAGACAACGAAGUAAUAGAAACAUUAAAACACAUAGAAACAUUAAAACACACAAAAGAACCAGCAGCGCUCCAUGAAAACAAUCAGACAAUGGACCGCAAUGACAACACUGCUAACAAAAACCUCAGCCAAGAUAGCAAAAAAGAACGUAAAGUUGACAGCGAAAAGGAAGCUUCCGCCGGAACGCUAGACAGCGGCGAGGACUCCAAGGCUCAAGCAGACGCUCGGGCGGCGCGCAAAAUACGCAACAAGGACCGUCCUGCAAUGCAGUUGUAUCGCCCCGGCCAGUGCCGCUUGUCAUCCACUCGUCCCAAAGGCAGCGACCCGGGAGGAACAACGAGGGACGUCGCCCCCACCUCCUCCCACUCGUCCACCCCCAGCCCCGUGAUGGGGAGCGAGGCUGCCACGUCAGUCCCAAGAGGCGCCACCGAACGCGUAGCUCCGCCGUUGCAAGAUGGGGACGACUUCUCUUCCUCAGGCGCCGUGCCUCCCACUGAGAAAGUCGUUGUCUCUGAAAGAGUCUAUGAUCGAAAGGUUAUUCCUGGCAGAGACAUGGACUAUGGCAAAGAUUCCGCGUAUAAGAAAAGACCGCCCAUGAAGACCCUUGAGUUCAGCAGCAACAGACGCGGGCCUAAGCCUGACCGAGGGCGUGGAUCAGACCGGCCUGGGAGACAUCGUUACGCGGCGGAUGCUGUGGAUAAAAGCGGCAAGUACACCUUGGCUGCCCACACUCCUGAUGAAGGACGGCCCACUCCCACCUCUGAAGCGACGGCCGCUACCAAGACCCAGGGCAAGCGUUACAGCAGGAUGAGGCCUUCUGAUAAAUAGUGGACAGUUUAAUUCGGUAUUGAGUAUGAGCAGCAGGACUGGCAUUCACUCGAUGUAAUCUUGCCUAAAUUCGGAAACGACAAUAAAAAUCUGUGCUUUUCAGUUAUUUGGAAAUGACGUUUUCUUUUCUUUGACUCAAGAGACUCAAAUAAAAAGUAAUUUUAUUGUCUGUUCUGAAUGAGAUAAACUGGCUUAGUAAAGGAUCGUUGAGGGAAGAUGUGAUUGCAUAGGAUUGAAAUCGUCUUCUAAGCACUUGUCCUUGAGCGUUAUUUGAUGCACACGUCAUCAGCAGUCGUUGGCAAUAUUCAUUUUAGCGCCAAAUCGGACAUGAUUAGCCUCGCUUGGUGCCACCAUGGUCACUAGUGCUUUAUGACUCAACUAAGGCGCUAAGGAGCAACUUGUUUUGUUAUCCAAAGAUCUUCAUACUUGGGUUUAUAUAACUGAAUUGUGGUCUCACUCUCACUUUUAUUAUUUUAACACAAAUGAACCUAAUCUCUCUUGUAUGUGAACCAUUCGGAUAACGAUGAUCAUGGCUGAACUAGUAUAUAAUGUUCAACCAUGACGAUGGUGUCCCAGCUCCACAAUAUCAAGUGUGUGUAAUUAUUUAUUAUCCCUAAAUAUACGAUUAAUUUUUA